Naegleria lovaniensis is the source of this 1035-nucleotide messenger RNA. RefSeq lists its product as uncharacterized. The record is from RefSeq and is a predicted model, not a curated record. Gene Ontology annotation, molecular function: protein binding. Lineage: Eukaryota; Heterolobosea; Eutetramitea; Acrasida; Naegleriidae. The transcript has a single exon. The coding region runs from base 1 to 1035 and encodes 344 amino acids.
AUGUCCUUUAAACCACCAACAACCUUCUUGCCAAUUGUCGUCAAAGAAAACAACGUGGAAGUCAAGUUUUAUUCUUUCACUAAACAAGAGGAGUUAAAGCAAGGAUCAUUCGAAGAAUGGAGAUGGGAAUAUUACAAACAACUCUAUCAGUUUGAUUUUGGUGGAUUCAACAACAACGAGAAACCCGACACUUCUUUUUCAUGGGAUCAAUCAACGUUUGGUGAGGAGCAGUCACAAGAGAAUUCUACUAUUGUAAUUUCCCCUCCAAGCACGUUCAGUAAGAGCUUUUUCAACAAGAAAGAAUUUUCAGAUGUGACCUGCAAGUUCAUCCACGGGAAUGAUCAAGUGGUCGAUGUGUUACAUCUCAACAAGCUUAUCAUUUGCUCCCACAGUGACUAUUUCAAAGCCAUGUUUUCAGAGCACAUCUCGAUGAUUGAGGCUCAUUCGAAUGAGUUCAUUGUAGAUGCGCAAGAGGAUGAUGUUCGAAUGUUUAAGCUCAUGAUGCAAUCCGUUUAUGAAAUGGAAGCUUUGAACAAUUUAUCUCUUGACGUUCUUAUGGACAUUUAUUUAUUGUAUGACAAGUACGGAUUUAUUGGCCAUAAAACCUAUCUCAUUGACACAAUCAUUGGAAAGAUUGGACACUUUUCAAACGCAGUGGCAAUGGUCUCCAUUAUUUUCAGCAAAUUUUCAGACAUUUCCUCAGCGAUUGAAAUGUUAUCUUGGAGAGUUGUGCAGAAACUGAUAUGUAUGUCUCGAGCAUUUUGGUUGCUCGGUGACCAUAACUCUGAAUGUCUCGAGAUGUUUGUCGACCAAUGCAGUCUCUUUGACUUUAGUGCCUGUCUCGUUCAUGAGUGGAUUUACUACUCGGUGAAAUUUAAAGGUCUUCCAAUACAGAAUUUGAAAGCAAUUUUAGAGAAAAUCAAUUCAAAAUUUACUUCAUUCAAGACUGAUAUGAAAGUAACCCAUGUUCGAUGUGCUUGUUCAGACCCUGUUUAUCAGUAUAUUUUAGAAAUCAUUUAUCAAAUCAUGUAUUGA